AUGGUAGCCAGAUCGCCUCUUAUUUGGAGCUGUUGUUUCCUGUGGACUUCCUCGGCCUUUACGAUGGAAUCAUCAACGCGGCAACCACCACCAGAACACCUAGUACCAACCACUACUAGUCGACUGACAAGGUUCAUGUCCUCUAGUGUUGAAGAGGAAAAUAAUUCUACUCCCGAGCCUCCCCUAUACAUCAAAGAGGGUCUAUUUGCUGUCGAUAAACCACUUGGGUGGACCAGUCAACAAGUGGUGGGGCGUGUCCGAUCCCUUUUGGAGAAGGACGCCAAAGCACGAGGUGUGGUCGACAAUCGCAAGAAGCGACGUCGGCCUUGGAUGAAAGUUGGUCACGGUGGGACCUUGGAUCCCUUGGCAAGUGGAGUCUUAGUGGUUGGCGUUGGAAAAGGAACAAAGAGUUUACAAAAAUACUUGACUGGUUCCAAGGGGUACAAAGCGGGAGUGGAACUGGGUUUUCAAACAACCACACUAGACUUGGACGAAAAUGGUGAGAUUGUGGGCAAAAUGCCCUUUGAUCAUGUCACCUGGGAAAAUGUGGAAUCAACACUGGAUGGUUUUCGAGGGACGAUACAACAGAAGCCUCCAAUCUUCAGUGCACUGAAGAAGGAUGGCAAGCGAAUGUACGAACUUGGAAGGAAAGGAGUGACGGCAGAGGAUAUUGAAAUUGAAGCCAGAGAGGUGGUAAUUCAUCGAUUGGAGCUCCUAAAGGAAGAAUCCGAAGAACCAAAGACUUUUGGAUUAGAUGUCGAGUGUGGUGGCGGUACAUACAUUCGCUCCUUGGUCAGAGAUAUUGGAAUCUCAUUAGAUACCCUGGCAACGAUGACGAGUCUAGAAAGAACAAAGCAAGGGCCGUAUCUUCCCGAGCACUGCCUGAAGGAGGAUGAUUGGACAGCAGAAAAUAUUUUCAAAGCUAUUGAGGAAACAAGCUUCGUUCUAGUUGAAGAAGAAAACGACGAUGAGAAUUAG
This is a messenger RNA of Cylindrotheca closterium, 978 nucleotides long. Lineage: Eukaryota; Bacillariophyta; Bacillariophyceae; Bacillariales; Bacillariaceae. The record is from the annotation of a GenBank genome assembly.